Molecule: messenger RNA, 540 nt
Organism: Cetraspora pellucida
Lineage: Eukaryota; Fungi; Glomeromycota; Glomeromycetes; Diversisporales; Gigasporaceae
Source: the annotation of a GenBank genome assembly
CCAUUACUCAAUACAAUCCACAAGAUGCCACCACUAAUCCUUCUUUAAUCUUGGAAGCGUCCACCGUAGCUAAAUCGCGGCACCUAAUGGCUCUUUUUGAAGAAGUUGGCGUUGAUAAGUCACGUGUCAUGAUUAAGAUUGCUUCCACCUGGGAAGGAAUUCAAGCCGCAAAAAUCCUUGAAAAUGAAGGAAUUAAAUGUAAUAUGACACUCUUAUUCUCCUUCACUCAAGCUGUGGCUUGUGCUGAGGCUGGUGUAACCUUAAUCUCCCCAUAUGCUGGUCGAAUCCUUGAUUGGUACAUGAAAAAUACAAACAAGACUUACAAAUCUUACGAAGAUCCCGGGGUUUUGUCUGUUAUCGAAAUUUAUAAUUAUUAUAAAAAAUUUGGCUAUAAAACCAUCGUCAUGGGUGCUAGCUUCCGUAAUACGGGAGAAAUUGAGGAACUAGCGGGCUGUGACUUUUUAACAAUCGGUCCCGCAUUGUUAAACAAGUUACAAAACAGCUAUAAAAAAAUAGAAAGGAAAAUAAGCCCCGAUACAG